Messenger RNA from Seminavis robusta, 540 nucleotides. The record is from the annotation of a GenBank genome assembly. NCBI's taxonomy places the organism in Eukaryota, Bacillariophyta, Bacillariophyceae, Naviculales, Naviculaceae.
AUGAGUAUGGAUCAAAUGGAAGCUGACCUGAACAUUCUCAUUGAGAUAAGUUCCGGGCGAGGUCUUUUGAUCGGGGAUGUCAAGAGUUCGGAUCCCUACGUUGUCGUCACAAUGGGAAAGUUUGGGGAGGUUCACAAGACAAAGCAUAUUUCCAAGACGCUCAACCCCGAAUGGGGGCCCGAACACAAAUCUACUUUUAUCUUGAACGUACCCUCCUUCAAGCUUGUAGACUCGGAUGGACUUACGUUUACUGUAAAAGACUAUGACAUGCUGAGCACCGAUGAAGACUUGGGAACGGUACAACUUUCUGUAGGUGAUGUGAUGACAAAGGGAAGCAUGGACAUUAUGUUGGAACGAAAGAUAACUCCCCCUGCGGAGUCUGCAGGCAAAGAUGCAGGAUAUUUGACAAUUCGCAUUCGAAAGGCAACACCAGAAGAUGCACAGUCCUUGGCAAAGGGCGAAAAAAAGCGUUUGUUUGCAAUUAAAACUGGAGUGUUUGACGGUGAUGGCAAAAAGGGUGUGCAUGAUAUGAUGGUUUGA